AAAAAAACAAAAAAAAAAACAAAAAAGUGGUAAGAGGCGAGUGUCUGCAGACCCUACGGAAGAGUUGCCUCUUGCGUUGCCUCUUCAGCCAAAAUCAGUCUCGACAGAGAAGAUCUCUUGUUCUUCUUCGCCUGUGUAAGUUGAGGCUUCAACGAAGAAGAAAAAGAGGAGUAAAAGCAAGUUGUGAAGAGUGUUCUACUGAAUCAAGGAGGGAGCCGCAGGAAGAUUCAUUCUACACAUAAUCUGUAACAUCUGAUUGAGAGAGAUGAAUAAUGAAGAAUCGGGGAAGGUGAGUAAAGAAGAGGAAGAGGAAGAAUAUGUACUGAUGGAUCUUGACGAUGUUUCGAGGCACAUUGACUUCCCACCAGACGCUCCUUACACUCUCUCGGGUUUGGAUACUUUGAAUCCUAUAUUGACCAUUGAUGGUAAAAUCAAGCUGGUUGGAGAAUACUUAGAGACAAUUGGUACAUGUCUUGCUUUCUCUGAUAAGGAAGUUGCAGCAGCUGAAAACAAGACACCAGGCAAGACUGUUCAACCUGUUGCCAAGCUCCACAAGAUUCUUAAGUUUAGGUUAGCCCUCGACAAUGACGAUGGAGAAACAAAAGCAUCCAAUUUGUAAAACAACAUCUUUCUAGUUUUCUAGUAUGGUUGAGCUUUCUGUUGACAUUGAAUAUAAUUAACAAAACAAAAGCAACAUCUGUUGUUAGUUUCUUAAGAAUCCAUCUGUAACUUUCUCUAAGCUGUAUAAUAAAAAAAAGACCAACC
Messenger RNA from Eruca vesicaria subsp. sativa (arugula), 765 nucleotides. The record is from the annotation of a GenBank genome assembly. NCBI's taxonomy places the organism in Eukaryota, Viridiplantae, Streptophyta, Magnoliopsida, Brassicales, Brassicaceae.